Messenger RNA from Dovyalis caffra, 525 nucleotides. NCBI's taxonomy places the organism in Eukaryota, Viridiplantae, Streptophyta, Magnoliopsida, Malpighiales, Salicaceae. The record is from the annotation of a GenBank genome assembly.
AUGCUUGGUGUACAAAAUAAUUGCUCCUCCUUCCCUCGUUCUUCUUUGGCACCCCAUAACUUCGAUUACGGAGAUCCAUACGCAUGGUAUAACUACGAGUGGACGGUGUCACAAAGACUAAUUCGGCAUUUCUUCAACGGUUGGAACGAAUUGUCACCUCCUACACUAUCACAGAUUAUGAUUUUCUUGAGCUGUGAAAAUCCGAUGAAUUCUUCUCUUUAUGUGGACACGACUCCUUGCGGCCUUAACUAUGGAUCACUAAAUCAUUCCAACUCUUCUCUAGGAUCGAGUAAUUAUAAUUAUGUGACUCUUGGGGGCAUGAAUGCCUCGGAUUUGAUGGAACUGUGCAGCAUAGAGAAGAUGCUUACGCUCCCAAAGAUUGAUUACGGGAACAUCUCUUUUAAAGAAAUUCACGGAGAACCGGCGUACGGGUUUGAGCUUUCAUGGUUCAACGACCAAUGUGAAAAUUGCACGGAAGGUUGCUACCUCGACAGCGCAAACCGUCUUCAAUGCAUUGGUAAGUAA